Haplochromis burtoni (Burton's mouthbrooder) is the source of this 1221-nucleotide messenger RNA. RefSeq lists its product as uncharacterized. Lineage: Eukaryota; Metazoa; Chordata; Actinopteri; Cichliformes; Cichlidae. The record is from RefSeq and is a predicted model, not a curated record.
AUGUUUCCGAUCUCAUGCUAAUUAAUCUGCGCCUGAGAGAGAGAGAAAGUCCAAACCCCCAACUUUCCUCCAACUCUUAAGUGAGAUUCGCACAGAGGAAGAGUAUGAGGCAUCAAGGAGGAAACUAAAUACCUCAGUCCAGCAUGUACAGACAAAACUUUUAGGGACUGACAAUACAGAAAUACAAAGUCUCAAAGCUGAAGUUAAAGAGCUUAAGGCCAAGUUAGCCACCUGCAUGACUAAGGCCCCUGAGGUCAAAGAGAAAGGCUCGUCCUCAGUGCAGUCAAGUGAGCCCAGUGACACCAAGGAACUGGCUGCUUUGAAAAAACAAGUGAAAAGACUGCAGCAGAAAGUAGCCCAAAGAGAUACUGUUCCAGACUCCUCUUUAAAACUGGCUACCAUGGCAGCAGUAGAGGCUAACUCAAAGACAAGGACCCCUUACCAGAACAGAACACCUUUGGAUGAGCAGUUCUGUUACCGUUGUGGGGAAAAGGGACAUUUUGUCGCAAAGUGUCAAAAUCCUGAAAAUCAGAGCAAAGUUAUUCGAAAGCUCAUCCAAACUGUCAAGACACUGAAAGAAAGUUCAGGUACUUCAACAAGUAAUGCCCCUGACACUGACUGUCAUGUCAAGGAGGGUCUUCUGAUUUGGGGUUUAAGUGAGUCCAAUGUCAGUUACCCCUACCUUGGCUAUGUUGUGGUAGAUGUUGAGUACCCGGCUGAAGUGACUGGCACCAAACACACAGUACCUAUCUUGCCCUGAUCUGUCCAAGCCCAAAAAAAGAGCAGAUUUAUGUCAUUGUUGGCACUAACACCAGCCAUGUCCGCAAUUUGGUACUGGAAUGCAGAAAAGAGGGGCGUGACAUAACCAAAAGCCUGGGCAUCCAAAUUCACAGGGAGUCGCUACCCACUUUCACAGACUCCAUCACCCUAGGCUCUCAAGAUGACCAGGUUGGCUGUGUGACUUGACAAGGUUCAAGUCCCUUGUCCUUACCCCCUGGAAAAGACUUGCAAAUAACUUGCAAAGUUCAUUUUCAGAAGACAGUUGGCAAAGAGAUCUUGAUGUUUGACUCUUCUCCUUUAGCUCCUCUGCCAGGUGAUGUCCUGCUUCAACCCAUGGUUGUGCCCGCCAAUGCGGUACAAGUUAACAGCUUCAGGAUCCUGGUGCAGAACCAGUCCGCCAGGGAAACCAUUAUCCCGGUUGGAACCGUCAUGGGUCACCUU